Molecule: messenger RNA, 1944 nt
Organism: Motacilla alba alba
Lineage: Eukaryota; Metazoa; Chordata; Aves; Passeriformes; Motacillidae
Gene: PIN1
Product: peptidylprolyl cis/trans isomerase, NIMA-interacting 1
Exons: 4
Coding region: 53-520 (155 amino acids)
Cellular component (GO): cytosol; nucleus
Molecular function (GO): protein binding; peptidyl-prolyl cis-trans isomerase activity
Source: RefSeq, a predicted model, not a curated record
CCCCACGCGCCGGUGCGGGCGGGCCGCGCAGGGCGGGCAGAGGGAAGGGAAGAUGGCGGAGGAGGAGAAGCUGCCCGCGGGGUGGGAGAAGCGCAUGAGCCGCAGCUCCGGCCGCGUGUACUACUUCAACCACCUGACGAACGCCAGCCAGUGGGAGCGGCCGAGCGGGGCGCGGGCGGAGCCGGGCCGCGUGCGCUGCUCGCACCUGCUGGUCAAGCACAACCAGUCGCGGCGGCCGAGCAGCUGGAGGCAGGAGCGCAUCACCCGCUCCAAGGAGGAGGCGCUGGAGCUCAUCAACGGUUACAUCCAGAAGAUCAAAUCAGGAGAGGAGGAUUUUGAGUCCUUGGCUUCGCAGUUCAGCGACUGCAGCUCGGCCAAGGCCGGAGGGGACCUGGGAGCGUUCGGGAGAGGGCAGAUGCAGAAGCCGUUCGAGGACGCCUCGUUCGCGCUGCGGGCCGGCGAGAUGAGCGGCCCCGUCUUCACGGACUCCGGCAUCCACAUCAUCCUCCGCACCGAGUGAAGUGCCUUGGCGGGGCCGGGCUUCCCGGGAAUCCCGUGGGAACGGCCGGGGGACCCUCGGGAAUCCACGGGGAGUCUGUGCGGACCUGCGGAAGUCCUCGGGAAUCCAGGGGAAUUCAUGGAAGUCCUGGGGAAUUCGUGGAAAUCUCUUGGGGUGUGUAGAGAUCUGUUAAGUCCACGGGAAGCCAUGGGAAUUCUCAGGAAUCCACGGAGCCCACGGGAAUCCUCAGGAAGUCCGUGGGAAUCUCUGGAAAUCCAUGGAAAUUCACAGGAAUUCGUGGAAGUCCAUGGGAAUCUGUGGGGGUCUACGGGAAUCCUCAGGAAUUCACGGGAAUUCGCGGAAAUCCUCAGGAAUCGGUGGGAAUCUGGGAAUCCUCAGGAAUCCGUGGGCAUUCGUGGAGGUCCGUGGGAAUCCUCAGGAAUCCACGGGAAGCCCACGGAAGCCGCGGGAAUCCCGCUCCAGGUCCCGCGGCUCCCGCGUCGCUCCCGGGCGGGAGCACAGACCGGGAAUUCCCGCGGGUUUUGGAAAUGCCGGCUCCCGGCGGCCCCGGCUCCGGGAACGCGGCGCCCGCGGUGGUGGUGGGGACGAUGGCAGCGGCGACGGUGACAGCAGUGACUGACAGCAGUGACAGUGACAGCAGUGACAGCAGUGACAGUGACAGUGACAUGACCAACAAUAGCGAUGGUGACGGUGACAAUGACCAAUGAUGGUGACAAUGACCAACAGUGGUAACAAUGACAGUGACCAAUGGCCAACAGAGGUGACAAUGACAAUGGCCAAUGAUGGUGACAAUGAUCACGACCAAUGAUGGUGACAAUGGCCAGCAAAGGUGACAAUGACGGUGACCAAGGUGACCAAGGAAGGUGAGGAUGCCCAGCCACGGCAAUGGCCAGCAGUGGUGACAGUGACGAUGACGAUGGCGGUGACACCGAUGCCACCACCACCACCGGUGCCGCAGCCCGGCGCCCCUCCCCCAGCCCUGCAUGUUUAUUUAACUCAUUCCCGCUCGUUUCGCCCCAAACCCGGCCCCGAUCCGAGGGCUCCGCUUGAUCCCGGCGUUCGUUAACGAGCUCCCGUUAAUUGGCAGCGGGCGUGAGGCAGCUCCCGUGUCCCUGCGCAGCGCCCGCGGCCUUCCCGGCGCCGCCGCUCGGACUCCGAAUUUUGGGGUGAACUCCCGGGGAAACGGGCAAACGUGGCCGGAAUUCCGCGCUCCCGCCCCGGGGGCCACACCCGCUCGGAUUGGGGUGAAAACCGCUUGGAUUUGGGGAAGUUUUUUUUUCCAAGAUCUUUCGGUUCUGUCGUCGUUUUCGCUUCGUUCAGUGGGGAAAUCCCAAAAAUCCCAGCUUGGAUCCGUGCAGAAAUCCCAAAAAAAGCUGUAAAGCCCCGGCUCUUUUCCUGCAGAAAUAAAUCCCCCUCCAGUGGAA